AUGGACUCCGCCAAGGCUCUUGAGGUGGACAACUGGAUGAAGACUAUGGCGGUGAAAGCUGCCAAGAAAUUCGUCCCUCAGAAGGAGCUGCUCAGAAUGCGGUGGGUUCUCACCUUCAAAAGCAGCUCCGAGGCAGAUGCUGUGCAAGGUACACCUCCUUCCCAAGAUUGCGUAAAAGCGAAGGCUCGCAUCGUAAUCCUAGGAUACAGCGAUCCUCAUCUUCUGGAUGCCUCCUCCGUGAGUCCGGCAAUGUCAAGACUUUCCACAGGUGCCGAGCGUUUGACAACCGACAGCUGCGUGUGGCGCAUCAGAGCAUGGUCCAAUUUCCUCCAGGGCUUCAAGGGUGCCUACGAAUGGUCGCCGUGGGAGUAUGGAGCCUUCAAACACUGUGGAGUGCAGAUAGUGCAACAUCCAGACUUUUCCGUGUCCAUUGAUCACUCAUCGUUCUGUUCUGAGCUUAAGCAAAUGACUCCCAUCAAGGAGACUCGCAAGCUUCAUCCUGAAGAACUGAGUCAAGUUCGUGCGAUUCUGGGAUCUAUUCAGUGGCGCGUGUACCAAAGCGCUCCACAACACGCAGCCAAACUGAAUUAUCUCCAAAGUCUGGUGGCUGUUCAAGACUCAAGCAUGGUAGAGCAAGUAAAUAAAUUGGUGCGUGAGGUUUUUGCUGCCAGGAGUUUGUCGUGCCAGGUGCAAGCAUUGGGAGCCGACAAUCCCGAUGACCUCUGCAUGAUCGGCUGGAGCGACGCUUCACUUGCAAAUCGUCCAGAUUUCUCUUCUACAGGGGGAUACCUCAUUGCCCUAAUGAGCAAAAAGGCCAUUCAAGAUGGCAUGGGCCGCGUCAACCCAGUAUCCUGGCGUAGUGGCAAACUGCGCAGAGUAGCGAGAUCAAGCCUCUCGGCAGAAUCUCAGGCAUUAGCCGAUGCCGAGCAAGAACUUUUCUACGCUCGUUCGGAGUGGCGAGAAAUGAUGGGAGACGACCUAGGAGCCACCAAACCCGAGGAAGUUUCCAAGCGCAUGCAGGGCUACUUGGUAGUGGACGCCAAAGCUAUGUUUGAUACCCUUUCCAAAGGAGUCCUGGCGGCGAGCCAGAAAGACAAGUACACGGGACUGGAGUUGUUGGCUCGGAGUCAGCACUUGGAGGCCCAACAAACCACUCUGCUAUGGUGCGAUUCUGAUCACCAACUUGCUGAUGGUCUCACGAAAGCUAGUAAGCAGGAUGUUCUCAAAAGAUUCUUGUCCAGUGGAAUGUGGCGUAUUAGGUACGAUGGUGCCUAUGUGUCAGCAAAGAAAAGAAGACAGAUGAUCCAUGAGGAAGAAGAGGGAAACUCGACUUUUCUCCUCGAUUUUGUUUUCCGCACACACUGA
Messenger RNA from Symbiodinium natans, 1365 nucleotides. NCBI's taxonomy places the organism in Eukaryota, Dinophyceae, Suessiales, Symbiodiniaceae. The record is from the annotation of a GenBank genome assembly.